CCCGCGCUUGGAGAAACCCCGGGACCUCGACCGAGCGGAGGCAGCGCUGUGGAAGACUGGCGGCCGCGCUCCUGCGGGGGGAACCCCGAGAGGGGCGCGCCUGGCACCCCGAACUCCUCCGAGACGCACGGGGACUGAGGGCUGGGUCUUUGCGGGCGAGAUGAGGGUGUCGGUUCAACUGGCCUACAAAGUCCCAGUCCUCGGGCCCCGGACGACGGCAGCCCCGCGCCCCUCCGGCCUGGCCGCUUCCUGCCGGGCCCGUAUGCGCGGCUCUCCCGGGGUCGGGGUAGGGAACGUGGACGCGCACCCCAAGCUCGGCCGCCUGUGCUUGUGGGUGGGUGGGGGGGCGGGGCUGGAAGCGCGCUCUCCAGGGCUCUUUGCUGUGAUUCCGGGGUCCUCGCCCUUUACAGGGGGAGCGGGGACUCGCUGGGAGAUUGGAGUCGGGCCGCGGGGACUUUCCCCCAGGAGCCGGGUCCUCGCCAGGCUGACCAGGGGCGAGGAACGCAGCCCCGCACCCCCCGCGCGGGCUUUCUCGGCUCCGCACCCUUGAAUCUGUCUGGGUGUAGGGGACUGGCCCCGGGGAGACUGGCCGCUGUGUGGGGAUCUAGCCUCUGACCUAAGAGGCCCCGUGUCUUGUCCCUCCCCCCUCCAACCUUUCUGUAAAAACGUGUGUCUGCCGGUGUUUAGUUCCCUGGCACUUGCAAUUUAAUGGUUAUGGCACUAAACCUAACAACGUCUUCAGUUUUAUGCCGAGAUUCUUUUCUUAAAUCCUCAGUUGGUUUCUCGCCCUCCCCCCCAAAAAAAAACAACCAACAACCAGAAAACGACACUGGCUUUGCAUGAUGUUGGAACUUUUUCUUGUUUGUGUGCUGUUUUGGCGGCCUUGGCGGGGACCUUGGGGGAAGGUGAAUUGUGUGAAGGGCAAGAUGACAGGGUUAAGGCACCAUGUCCGCCCUUACCCUUUUUGACUUUGGGCCAUAGAAAUGUUCUAUAAUGGAAGCAGAAAGGAGGGAAAGAGAGACACCAGCCUGGCCAGGUCAGCUUCCCUCUCUGGUAGUUGUGGGGAAACCUACUUUAGAAAGUUUUCCCAGCUUGCCCUGGGCAGGGUAGAGUAGACCUCGCAGGAGUCCUACUGGCAGGCACAUCUUUGUUGGUUUUGGUGGUCAUGAUUUGGUGGCCAUGUGGGGACUGGGAUGUAGGAGAGCCAGGG
Molecule: messenger RNA, 1210 nt
Organism: Erinaceus europaeus (western European hedgehog)
Lineage: Eukaryota; Metazoa; Chordata; Mammalia; Eulipotyphla; Erinaceidae
Exons: 1
Coding region: 161-550 (129 amino acids)
Source: RefSeq, a predicted model, not a curated record